Haplochromis burtoni (Burton's mouthbrooder) is the source of this 4590-nucleotide messenger RNA. RefSeq names its product peroxisomal biogenesis factor 5 (gene pex5). Gene Ontology annotation, biological process: protein import into peroxisome matrix, docking. NCBI's taxonomy places the organism in Eukaryota, Metazoa, Chordata, Actinopteri, Cichliformes, Cichlidae. Bases 1018 to 3060 code for a protein of 680 amino acids. Gene Ontology annotation, cellular component: cytosol; peroxisomal membrane. Gene Ontology annotation, molecular function: protein binding. The record is from RefSeq and is a predicted model, not a curated record. The transcript has 17 exons.
GUUGAAGAAUACGUAACUGGCGUAACGUUCACGAGCCAGGCUAGCGGUGAAGGGUUUUGUGGGUCAUGGGGGAGGAAGGUAAAUAAAAGCGGGGAGCUAAUAGCACUCAGCGACUGGUUUCGGACGGUUACUGGAAAAUUUGUUCGGACGGAGGUGUGAGAGCGGGACAAGAGGGGACAUACCGCCGGAGUGAGGGACUGUCGCUCGGAUACAGCAGCAGCUGUCGGCGGUGAGGUGAACAGUAUGCUUCCCUUCUAUUCAUGCUUCUUCGCUGGGUGCACACUACGGGAGUGAUCUCUGCACUGGCCCUACUGCAGCUAGCCAGCUAGCCACAGCUGAUAUUUUUUGAGUUCCGGACGGUCGUGAGCGUCCUCGGUUUCCCUUUAGGUUUCAUGAACAGCACGCUGGUUACAUAAAUAACACAGAGUAUCGCUUAUCGAGCUAAUGUUGCUGUUUGUAGCUGAAGCUGCAGUUAGCUCCGAGCAGCUCUAUUUUAUUACACAGUGCUCCCAGAAAGGUAACAAUGCAGGCAGGUGUGUUUAGUUGAUAUCUAUAACUAGUGGACUAUGUGUGACAAAAGCAACCUUCGCCUAUUCCUAUCGUCUCCGUGGAUUUGUAGUCAAUAAACAGGUGUCAUAAUGGCCCGUCUUUGGUAAUGUGUGUAUUAAUAUCUCUGUCUGAUCCUCUUACUUUGACCCUAAUCAUAAUACAGCAGCCAUUUGAAGCGGUGGCACUAAAGUAGCCUUUAAAUCUUCAGCCUAGACAGCAAGAACAACAGUCCACCUGUAAGGUGUUGUGUAAUAGUCACUGAAGAGUUUUUAGGUAGACGGUCACAUGCGAGAUUAGGAAGGGAAUUCAUUUUUAUGUUCCUCCUCUCCAGGGAGGUCAGCAUGUGUAAUUGAUCGGGGUCAUUGAAGUACAGCAGCAGAGUUUCAUACAUCUGGGACUACAUUUCAGAGUGAAACGGUGUCACGUUUGCAGGUGGUCUGAUUGGGUUUGCCUCAUCCUUGUGUUGCCAUGGCGAUGCGUGAGUUGGUGGAGGCAGAAUGCGGGGGAGCCAAUCCCCUCAUGAAGCUGACCAGUCACAUGACCAAGGAAGGGGGGCCAUGGCGGAACGCCACAGCACCUCCAAUUCAUCCCACUCCCAUUGAAAUUGCAACUGAGGAAGAUCUCGUUAAUGAGUUCCUUCAGGAAGCUCCACGCCCUCCACAGACCUUUGACAUGGGUCAGCUGCUGGAGGAAAUGCAGCAGAUUGACCAGCAGAGCUACAGACAAGCUCCACAGAGAGCUCCUGAUGUGGCAGCGCUGGCCCUCUCUGGUGACUGGGUGGAGGAGUUCCUCCAAGGCUCUGAUUCUGCCUCCGCCCCGGGGCUCAUCGCACUCGGCGAUGCCGCAGAUGCUGAUUGGACGAAAGAAUUUAUUGCCGAGGCAGCAGAUCCUGGCCGCUGGGCAGAAGAGUAUCUGGAGCAGUCUGAGGAGAAGUUGUGGCUGGGGGAUCUUGGAGACAAGGCAAAUGAAUGGACUAAGGAGUAUCAAGCAGAAGACGAGCUGAGGCAGACAGCCAAUGAGCUUGUCUCAAAGGUUGAUGACCCAAAGUUACAAAACACAGAGUUCCUGCGAUUCAUUAGGCAAAUUGGCGAGGGCACUGUGACAGUGGAGAGCAAGACAGACAAACAGCUCACAGAUAAAGCUCAGGCCGAGAAUGCUCAGAACUGGGCCUCCAACCUCAACCAGUUCCUGAUGAAGACGGGGGGAGGGAGUCUUCCCCUGGAACCCCCAGAGAUGAAUCAGAAGAUUGACAAAGUAAAAGCUAAACAAGCAGAGCAGUGGGCCAGAGUCGUCAGGCAGGUGUCAGAGGAGUCGGCUGAAGCCUGGGUAGAUGAGUUCGCUACAUCAGGACCUGAUUUUCAACAAGCGAAAGCCGCAGUGGAGAGUGAUGUGGAUUUCUGGGAGAAGCUGCAGCAGGAGUGGGAGGAGAUGGCGAAGAGAGAUGCAGAGAGUCAUCCCUGGCUGUCUGACUUCGAUCAGCUACUCAGCACUUCUUACGACAAGGGCUAUCAGUUUGAAGAGGAGAACCCCUACUUAUCACACCCGGACCCUUUGUCAGAGGGAUUGAAGAGGAUGGAGGCAGGGGACAUCCCUGGUGCCGUCCGGUUCUUUGAAAGUGCUGUGCAGAAGGAACCAGACAACCAGCUGGCUUGGCAAUAUCUGGGAACCUGUCAGGCAGAGAAUGAGCAAGAAUUUGCCGCCAUCAGCGCCCUCCGCAGGUGUAUAGAGCUGAAGAACGACAACCUGACUGCCCUCAUGGCGCUGGCUGUCAGUUUCACCAAUGAGUCACUGCACAGGCAGGCCUGUGAGACUCUAUGUGACUGGCUAAAGCACAAUCCAAAAUACCACUCUGUUUGGGAGCAGAGUGAGCACGAACGCUCCAAAGACAGCUCCAAAGAAAGGGAGAAGGACAGAGAGAGGUUCGGGUCAUUGCUGCCAGAGUCUUUGUUUACCGACGUCCAGUCCAUGUACCUGCAAGCAGCCAAUGUUGACCCUACCCAGGUGGACCCUCAGCUUCAGUGUGGUCUCGGCGUCCUCUUCAACCUCAGUGGAGAGUAUGACAAGGCGGUGGACUGUUUCAGCGCUGCUCUCUCCGUCACUCCACAGGACUAUCUGCUGUGGAAUAAGCUGGGUGCCACGCUAGCCAACGGAAGCCGCUCAGAAGAGGCUGUGGCCGCCUACAGGAGAGCACUGGAACUGCAGCCUGGCUUCAUACGCAGUCGCUAUAACUUGGGAAUCAGCUGUGUAAACUUAGGGGCACAUAGAGAGGCAGUGGAGCAUUUCCUUGAAGCUUUAUCUCUCCAGCGCCAGGCUAUAGAGGAUGGAGCGAGAGCGCCAAGGGGUCCCGGAGGAGCUGCGGCCACUAUGAUGUCCGACAAUAUCUGGUCCACCCUGCGCAUGGCUCUCAGCAUGAUGGGAGAGAGCUCCCUGUACGCCGCGGCCGACAGGCGAGACUUGGACACCUUGAUGGCUCAUUUCUGCCAGAGAGAGGUGGAUGGUGGGACUGAAUGAAAACCUGCCAGGAGAGGGCUCAUUGAGUGUGAAUGUUUUUUGCUGGGAGGUAAAUGUAUGAGUGACUGAAUGAAGCUGAUUGAAUGGAGGAAUGAAGGGGACAUGGUACAGCUAACGGUUAAAAGAAGAUGAUCGAGGAACACACUGUGAAGUGAUCAAAGUGCUCAUCAUCAUCAUCAUCAUGUGUACAUGUGUGUUUAAAAGUGUUGCCGUAUCAGGCUUCACCUGUAGAGAAGCAGGCAGCAGUAAUCCAGUCACGAACUGUUUCACACGUUCAGCAGUCACUGGAUUUCCUCCUUUGUUGAUCAAGAGAACCAGACUGAAUGAUUUUAACUUGAAAAUCUUUCUCAGAGAAGAAGAGAAACAAGAAUAAACAUGGUUUAAUCACUAAUCUGUUCACCAUCCAGCAAUGUUAGUUUGUGUUAAGACACUCAGUCCUCUCCCUGUCUUUAUUCACAGUUUGGUGGCCUCUGAGUUUAUUAUUACUGUGUUGAUGUUGUUCCUACAGCAUCUCGUUAACUUUGCUUCAGGACCACCAUUGCAACCGGACAAUCACAUUGUUGUAUUCGCUUUACAACUUGGGAACAAGAUGUACACAAGAGUCUGGUAGGGACAACGCUGUGGUUCAUGAAUGGGUGAAACAUAAGACUUUCACCCAGGAGACUGAGGCUUGUAGUCCUUGUUCAUUUGAGACUUAGUUGACUGCUUUUCAUUUUGAAAAGUAUUUACUUCAGUCACUUUGGUUAGGUGUAUAAAAUGAUCAUAUUAGAACUUAGUGAAGGCAAGCAUCUUUUUUUUCCCCUCCCCCCUCAGGUGCAAAGCUAAGCUAGUGUUUUGUACACUACAAACCCUGUUUUAUCAAUUCACAUGCCUCUUCAUACAAAGGACUGGAUGAGCCAGGGGUCUAACCAGGCCUUCCAAUUCGCAGACGACCCGCUCUACCUCCAGAGCUGCAACCAUCCCUGAUUGCAACGGUGUGAUUGAUCAGUGAUGGUCCUGAUGGUGGAACAACACAGCAAUUAUCAGAUGUGUGUACUCUCUGCGGUUAUGUAUAAUCAAGGUACAAGACCUCUGACAUUAAAGAGUGCUGCUUAUGAUCCAAGGUGCUCAGCAGGCGGAAGGAUUACAGAUUAUGCCAUUGUAAAGUAGAAAUACAAGUCAUAAGUGCUACAGCUCUUUUUGUUAUACUUUAUUUAAUUUUUUAGUAAUCAUUAUCAUGCCAGGAUAAUGAACUGAUAACCAGCGGGACUGUUACUCAAAUGAUAAGGUGUGUGUGUGUGUGUGUGUGUGUGUGUCUGUGUGUGUGUGUGGGGGUCGGGUGAGAGACAUUAUGUCAAUGAGAGUGGCUUUUCUGGGUUCCUGUGCUCUUUUUCAUAUUGCUCCUGUAAAACUACUUGCUUCACUGUAAAAUAAUGCUCUAUGCCAUACUGUGUAUUGUAACAUAAUUGAUGCACUAUAAUUGUUUUCAGGCUACUUAUAUCCUGACAGCAAUGUUUAAUAUAAUAUUCAGCAAUAAAAGCUUUGAUUCCA